ACGAAGGAUCCUUUGUCCCCUUCGUGGGAAAUUUCACACGAUUGAUCGGGUCGGUCCCACACAAAUAUUCGUUUGCCGUUGGGUUGGAACCUCAGAAGGCUCAAACUUCAGAAAAACUUUGAGGACUUCCAUAAAGUAAAAUGUAACCUUCAAUUCGAACGGAUCGAAACCCACCAAAAUACAAGAAAGAGAUAACUCCAGAUUCUCUCCCUCCGAGAACAGCUGCCAAAACAAAGCUCGCACGCUAAGCACCAAAACUCUCUCUCUCUCUCUCUCUCUCUCUCUCUCUCUCCGGCGUCAAUGAAGCUUCCAUUUGAAUGAUUGAGCUGAAACCAGUUCUGUAUGGGGGCUCAGAAGAGUAUUCAUGCUGGCAAAGCCAAGAUAGACUUCAAUGUUGAUCUUACCCAGAAGCUUUGUGCUGCUUUGAUGCUCUCCCCUUUCAGGAAUUCUGGCAGUCCACUUUCACUAAUAAUUGGAAGUCUUUACAUCAAACACCCCAAUUUAUUUGGUAGGAGCGAGAAGCUUGAUGUGUCGUGGGAUAAGGGACUCGAUGAGUCGAAUUUCUUCGUAGCUUAUAGGAAGCCGAGGCCCGAAUGGCUUCCUCAACGGUGUUUUACUAUUCAGCACUCUAUUUCACCUGAGAUUGGGGUCCACGGUCUGCCUGUUGAAAACUUCUCUCGUUCAGGGAGUGGAGGUGUAAAUCUUUGUCGCUUCUCUAUAGGGCUAGAUCUCAAUGAGCCUGCAAGUUCCCAUUGGAGCAGCAAAACCAGUAUAAAGUUUGAGCAUGUGCGUCCAGUUAAUGAUGAUGGGCGCUCAAUAAGCAAAGAUCUUGAUGGGUUUCCAGUUACCUGCAGUGGCAGUUGUCAUGACAGUAUGGUAGUAUUAAAGCAGGAGUCUCAAUUUGCUAAGGAAUAUGACCGCAGUUUUGAUCGAUUGAGUCUGCAAAUCGAACAAGGAAUUCCUGUUCUAUCCAAAUGGCUGAUCUUCAACCGGUUCAAGUUUCUUGCAUCAAAGGGCAUAAGUCUGGGGCCAGCAUUUCUCUUGACAAGCUUGACAGGUGGUUCCAUUGUAGGGGACAUAGCUCCUUAUCAAGCAUUUGCCAUUGGGGGUCUUGGUAGCGUGCGUGGGUAUGGUGAGGGUGCAGUUGGAUCUGGUAGAUCUUUUCUGGUUGCUAACAGUGAAUUGACAUUCCCUUUGAAUCAGAUGUUAGAAGGUGCUAUUUUCUUGGAUUGUGGAACUGAUUUAUGCUCUGGUCGUCAUGUUCCCGGGAAUCCUGCCCUAAGACAUGGCAAACCAGGAAAUGGGAUCGGGCUUGGAUAUAGCCUUCGGUUCAAGUCCCAUGUGGGACACUUUCAGGUUGAUUAUGCCAUCAAUGCAUUUCAGCAAGAAAGGGUGUCUUUUAGCUUUGGGAAACUUGCUUCAUGAUAUUACGCAUCUGUGUUUCAAGAUCACAUGAUUUUCCAUCUUUAUCAUCGUAACGAAGCAUUCCUCUUUGUUGGUCGGAUAAUUUGUGAUCCAACUUUGGCUGCCCGAGAGACAGAUUGCCCCUGCAAGCAGUAAGAAACCCUCUUCGACCAUUAGAGGUUGCUGAUAUAUAUGAAAUGUGUUCCUUCAUUUGUGGGAGUUCUAUGGGAAAAUCAUGGCUUCAUUCCGGAUAGGAGAAAGUAGGUUCUAUGGGGAAAUCCUGGCUUUCUUCUGGAUAGGACAAAGCAGGUUAGGUAUUCAUAUUUGUGUAACCUAUUUGGACAUGGAAGGGUGAGAAUCCCAUCACAAUUACCGGAAGUUCAGUUUUUACCAACUGACAAACACGUUGGAUUAUGAAGAGGGAAAGAGAAUACAAAUAUUUCUGCUUGUGUUCUA
Messenger RNA from Rhododendron vialii, 1860 nucleotides. RefSeq names its product outer envelope protein 39, chloroplastic. Gene Ontology annotation, cellular component: outer membrane. Gene Ontology annotation, biological process: chloroplast organization; embryo development ending in seed dormancy. Bases 343 to 1425 code for a protein of 360 amino acids. Lineage: Eukaryota; Viridiplantae; Streptophyta; Magnoliopsida; Ericales; Ericaceae. The record is from RefSeq and is a predicted model, not a curated record. The transcript has 11 exons.